AUGGCGUCCUUAUUUACGACACCGCGCCCGCGCCGAAAUUCGGCUGUUCCACAAGUCGACGUGGACAUACCGCCAACAACCACCAAGAUGCAGACCUUGACUCCGGAGACGAAUGGAGGAGAUGGCGGUGCUGAAGACCAACCACAUUACUGGGACGAUCGACCAGGGCACGGUUCCGGGUCGGUCGAGCACGAACGGCUACUCGGCAAAGACAAUAACGACGACGACGACGGCGACGGCGACGAUGAUAGCGACCUCGAGCUCGACAUAGCGGCGGAGCUGGGCACCGUACCGCUUGGCACCUCUACCGCCACAACCGCCGCCGACGACAACUGGUCACCACCACCGGGCUUCAUCUGGAUCCAGAUCGCCAUCAUGGCCAACGUCUUUCUCUCCGGCUUCGACGGCACCAUUACCGCCUCCACCUACGCCGUCAUCAGCUCCGACUUUGGCGCCGCCAACGCCGCCUCCUGGCUGACCACGUCGUACCUCGUCACCAGCACUGCGUUUCAGCCGCUGUACGGCCGCGUCUCCGACCUCGUGGGCCGCCGCGUGUGCUUCCUGCUGUCGACGGCCGCCUUUGCCCUGGGCUGUGCCGGCUGCGCCCUGGCGCCCAGCAUUGUCGUCCUCAACAGCAUGCGCGCCCUGGCCGGUCUCGGCGGCGGCGGGCUCAUGACCAUGGCGACCAUUGUCAACUCGGACAUGAUCCCGUUCCGGCGCCGCGGCAUGUACCAGGCGAUGCAGAACGGCGUCUACGGCUUCGGCGCCAUCUGCGGCGCGUCCUUUGGCGGCUCCAUCACGGACACCAUCGGCUGGCGCUGGUGCUUUGCCGCGCAGGUGCCCGUGUCGCUGGCCGUCUUUGUCCUGGGCCUGCGCGUGGUCCAGAACCCGGCCCACAUGAUGAUGGGCGACCGCUCGUUCCGCCGCACGUGGGCCCGCAUCGACGUCACGGGCGCGCUGCUGCUCGUCGUGGGCGUGUCCGUGCAGCUCGUCGGUCUCAGCCUGGGCGGCAACGAGCUGCCCUGGAGCAGUCCCUGGGUCUGGCUGUGCCUCGUCGGCAGCGUCGUGCUGCUGGCGCUGUUCCUCCGCGUGGAAGGCCGCCGCGAGCGCGCGACCGACGCCGACGCCGACGGCCGACCCCCCGUGGCGCCCAUCAUUCCGCUGCGCAUGCUCCGCGGCCGCCUGCCGCUGGCCACCGAGGCCGCCAACGUCUGCGUCGGCUUCGCCGCCUAUGCCUACCUCUUCACGCUGCCGCUCUUCUUCCAGGUCGUCCUGCGCGACUCCGCCACCAAGGCUGGCGCCCGCCUCGCCAUCCCCUCGCUGGCCUCGCCCAUUGGCGGCCUCGUCGCCGGCGUCGUCAUGUCGCGCUGGGGCCGCCUGACCACCCUCGUCCGCGCCGGCGCCGCCUUCAUGGUCCUCGGCAACGGCCUCGUGGCGUCGCUCGGGUUCGAGGGCGUCGCCGCCUGGAAGUACCUGGUGUACAUCUUCCCGGCCAACCUCGGCCAGGGCAUCGUGUUCCCGGGCAUCCUCUUCACGUCGCUGGCGACGUUUGAGCACAACGACCACGCCGUCGUCGCGUCGUCUGUGUACCUGGUCCGGUCGCUGGGCAUGGUCUGGGGCGUGGCCAUUACGUCGGCCGUCCUGCAGACGACGCUGAGCCUGCGCCUGCCGCAGGUGCUGGCGGACACGAUCCAGGACGGGGACGAGCUGGCGCGUGUCGUCGACGAGCUGCGCCACUCGGUAUCGUACCUGUCCGAGCUGCCGGCCGACCUGCAGCUCAAGGCGCGGCACGUCUACUACGAGGGCCUGCAGUACUCGUUUAUCGCGUCGGCGAUUGUGGCCCUGCUUGCUGUGAUUGCGUCGGUGUUUAUCAACGGCAAGGGUCUUCGCAGCACAAAGUAG
Messenger RNA from Sporothrix brasiliensis 5110, 1902 nucleotides. RefSeq lists its product as uncharacterized. Gene Ontology annotation, biological process: transmembrane transport; basic amino acid transport. NCBI's taxonomy places the organism in Eukaryota, Fungi, Ascomycota, Sordariomycetes, Ophiostomatales, Ophiostomataceae. The transcript has a single exon. Gene Ontology annotation, molecular function: basic amino acid transmembrane transporter activity. Gene Ontology annotation, cellular component: fungal-type vacuole membrane. The record is from RefSeq and is a predicted model, not a curated record. The coding region runs from base 1 to 1902 and encodes 633 amino acids.